Pelagomonas calceolata is the source of this 1281-nucleotide messenger RNA. Lineage: Eukaryota; Pelagophyceae; Pelagomonadales; Pelagomonadaceae. The record is from the annotation of a GenBank genome assembly.
AUGUCCAGCUCCUACGAUCCCUCCGUAGACCGCGGCGCAUUACGCCGCAGAGCCGCAGAGAUAGGUAGAAGACGUUUGGGCACACAGCCCCUCUCACCAGACCUGGCAACGCGACGGACGGGCCUGAAACGGUCGGACGACCAAGCCGUCGCCGCGCGGCGGCGCCUCGCGCGCUGCUACGCGGCCCUGCAGGCAUCGCCGCGGCGACCAGACUGGGACGCACUGACACGCCUGGCCCGCGGGGCCGAGGCCGCCGCCGCCGCCGCGCGACCAAGCAUCGACGGCGAGUCGCCCGCGGCGCUGCGGCGCGAGGCACGUUUCGUCGCGGCGCACGUGGACCUCGCCGAGGCCCUGUACCGCUGCGACCUCGGCGCGACGGCCUCGGCGCUCGUCUCGGCGACGAAGGCUAGAGCCGCGCUCUGCGGCGAAGGCGCCGAAUCGCCCUCGCUCAAGGCCGCGCAGCAGUUCUGCUCGGCGGCCUACGCCGCGCACCUGUCCAAGAUCCCCAUUCUGUUCGACGUGGACUGCGCGGCGGCGGCGACGGCGUCGGGCUCGGCGGACGGCGCCGCGCCCGCGCUCGCGUCGACGCUCGGUCGGCUCGCGGCCGCCACCAAGGUCUCCCCGGUGGAGGCCGACGACAAAUCGCGACCGCUCGUCGCGCGGCCGCCGGCGUCGCCGCGCGCCGUCGAGCGCGUCGCCUCGGACUUCGUGGCCUGGCUCGACUCGCGGUCCGAGCGCGGCGGCGUCCUCGUCGUGCUGCUGGACGGAGGGCCGCCGGCGCUGCUCUACGCGCGGGCGUCGGCAGCGCUCCGCAAGAGCGCGGCCGCUCCCAGGAGGCGGCCGGACGCCUUCGAGGAGACCGCGCCGCCGAAUUCCGGGGGCUGGUCGCUCGACGCCGUGCACGCGCGAUUUGCGGCCCGCGCGGCGGCGGUCGCGGAGCGCUGCCGCGACGCGCCGUCGGACGCGGCGACGCGCUGGCGCUGCUCGCCGGGCGGCGCCGACGCCGACGAGACGACGUUCUUCGCCGCGCGGAGCUGCGCGGCCCUCGCCGUGGCCUGCUUCGUCGUCGACGUCGCAGAGCCGCAGCGCCGCCGCCGCCAGGCGUCGCGCGACGCCGCCUGCGGGAAGUUCGUCGUGGCAUUCGCCAGGCCGUUCCGCGACGCGACGGCCGGCGCCUUCGUGCCGCGCGCGCUCGCAUCGGUCGCGGCGGCGCCGGUCGAGAAGGCGGACGCCUCCGCCGCGGCGCGCGCGCCCGAGCGGCGGUGCUUCUGUUGGGGUUAA